Molecule: messenger RNA, 1508 nt
Organism: Colletotrichum godetiae
Lineage: Eukaryota; Fungi; Ascomycota; Sordariomycetes; Glomerellales; Glomerellaceae
Exons: 1
Coding region: 322-1260 (312 amino acids)
Source: RefSeq, a predicted model, not a curated record
GGUUGUAUUUGGACGCCUUGUAGGUUUCUAUUCCGGCACGCCCUCCGAGUUCUACACAUCCUUCUAGAUACUCCUCUUUAGCGGUGGUCAAUACAAACAACCGGUCUGCCCUUCGCUGGGUUCUAGACAUAAAUAGACGACUUCCAUCCUUGCUUGAAACUUUGCUUCAAUGCUUGCUCAACCUGUCUGCGUUCUAUUGACCCUAGCAGAAUCUACUGCAUCUUUAUACACUCAACUUUGCUAUUUAUUCCCCAUUUCCAAUCCCCCCACUAAAACAGGCUGGUAAAGAACGAUAUAUACCUUUCACUGCCGCUCACAACCAUGUCUGCCAAUAUCGAACCGCUAACCGACGCUCAGAAAGAGCACUUCAGAACAACGGGCUGGUUGAAGCUGAGCAACUGCUUCACAAAGGAACAAGCACAAUGGGUCACCAAGGACGUAUGGACUCGACUUGGUAUGGACCCCAACGACAAGUCAACCUGGAAGCAAGUGACAAACAUGCCCCACCACCGCACCUUUGACGCCUCCGAGUACGCGCCCAAGGCAUGGGCCGCCAUCUGCGAGCUGUGCGGCGGCGAGGACCGGGUGGCACCCGAGUCAAAGGAGUGGAGGGACUCUCUCAUUGUCAACCUGGGCAGCGAGGAGUACGAGGGCACGGAGCCCGACCCCAAGGAGCUGGGCAUCUGGCAUGUUGACGGUGACUUUUUCGUCCACUACCUCGACUCACCCGAGCAAGGCCUGCUCGUGAUCCCGCUCUUUACGGAUAUUGUCCCCGGUGGCGGCGGGACGUUCAUCUGUCCCGAGGCGAUGGCGGGAGUCGCGCGGCAUCUGUACGAGCACACUGACGGGGUCUCGCCGCGGAUGACACCGAGAGACGACCCCGACUUCUCAAAGGAGAAGAACCUCGACUGGUUCAACGGGCUCGCGCGGAGCUGCGGUGAUUUCGUCGAGGCUCACGGGGAGGUGGGGGAUGUGUAUCUCUUGCAUCCCUUGAUGCUCCACAGCGCGUCGAGGAACCCGCUGCGGCGGCUGCGUAUCAUCACGAACCCACCGGUAUUCCUGAACCAGCCUCACGUCUUUGACAGGGCGGAUGGGUCGUACAGUCUUGUGGAGCAGGCGACUCUGAGGAUGUUGGGUGCUGAGUCGCUGCCCGGGUGGAAGAUAACGGCGCCGCGGGAGCGGGUCGUCCCGGAGAGGCUCAAGGUACAGGAGCGGAUGAAGCAGGAAGAGAUUGAACGUCUUGCAGCCACCGCUUCUUAGAUUUGCGUAGAGUUGGCACCAUGGUAGUGCUUCUGGAUGAUAGCUAGGAGCCGAUAAGCGCCGUUGACGGAUGAACUCAUUUGAUAGAUGGUCUUGGCAGUCACAGCGAGUUGGGGGGCAGUCUCGGCUUUAAUAACAAUUGUUAGAAUCCAAUAGCAAAAAUGUCGCGAACAGAGCCUCAUGCAAAUGGUGGUAUCCUUCUGCCCCGACACUGCUGCACCUUGCAAGACAUGCAAUCAGUAAUCGGC